This is a messenger RNA of Amborella trichopoda, 1902 nucleotides long. Its product is annotated as CBL-interacting protein kinase 8. Lineage: Eukaryota; Viridiplantae; Streptophyta; Magnoliopsida; Amborellales; Amborellaceae. The record is from RefSeq and is a predicted model, not a curated record. Gene Ontology annotation, molecular function: ATP binding; protein serine/threonine kinase activity. Gene Ontology annotation, biological process: signal transduction; protein phosphorylation.
AGAGAGAGAGAGAGAGAGAGAGAGGGAGAGAGAGAGAGAGAUGGUGAUUAGGAAAGUUGGGAAGUAUGAGGUGGGGAGGACGAUCGGAGAGGGGACGUUUGCGAAGGUGAAAUUUGCUCAGAACACAGAGACUGGGGAGAGCGUGGCCAUGAAAGUUCUCGACAAGGCCUCCAUCCUCAAGCACAAGAUGGCUGACCAGAUUAAGAGGGAAAUAUCCAUUAUGAAGCUUGUUCGACAUCCUUAUGUUGUUCGCCUGCACGAGGUUUUGGCUAGUCGUACAAAGAUAUACAUAAUUCUGGAAUUCAUCACAGGUGGUGAAUUAUUUGAUAAAAUACAGGUUCAUCGGGGAAGGCUUAGUGAAAAUGACUCAAGAAAAUACUUUCAGCAGCUCAUUGAUGGGGUGGAUUUUUGCCACAGUAAGGGAGUGUACCACAGAGAUUUGAAGCCAGAAAAUCUUCUGCUUGAUUCACAGGGUAAUCUGAAAAUCUCAGAUUUUGGCCUCAGUGCAUUGCCUCCACAAGGAACUGACCUUCUUCACACAACAUGUGGAACACCGAACUAUGUUGCUCCAGAGGUACUCGCCCAUAAGGGUUAUGAUGGUGCUGUUGCAGAUGUGUGGUCAUGUGGUGUCAUUCUUUAUGUCUUAUUGGCUGGGUAUCUUCCAUUUGAUGAGGUUGAUCUCACAACACUAUAUGGCAAGAUUGAGAGAGCAGAUUUUUCCUGCCCAUCUUGGUUUCCUGUAGGAGCAAAGUUGUUGAUCCAUAAAAUUCUGGAUCCAAAUCCCAAUACUCGAGUGCGAAUUGAAGAAAUCAGGAAUGAUGAUUGGUUCAAGAAGGGUUAUGUGGCUGUCAGGCAUGUUGAAGAUGAGGAUGUUAAUUUGGAUGAUGUGUAUGCUGCUUUUGAUGAUGCUGAGGAUCAGUAUGUAAGUGAACAUUCAGGGCACAAUAUGGGCCCUCUUAUUCUGAAUGCGUUUGACAUGAUUAUUCUCUCAGAAGGCCUGAAUCUUGCUGCAUUGUUUGAUAGGAGACAGGAAUAUGUGAAGCGUCAAGGCCGAUUUGUUUCACAGAAACCAGCAAAGGUUGUUCUAUCAAGUAUGGAAGUUGUUGCGCAAUCUAUGGGUUUCAAAACUCAUAUACGUAAUUUCAAGAUGAGGGUGGAAGGUCUUUCUGCAAACAAGGCAGCACAUUUCUCCGUCAUUCUGGAGGUUUUUGAAGUGGCCCCUGCAUUUUUCAUGGUGGAUGUUCAGCAGGCAUCAGGAGACAUCCUUGAGUAUCAGAAGUUCUAUAACAACUUUUGUAGCAAUCUUGAAGAUAUUAUUUGGAAACCUCCUGAGGAGAUGGCAAAACCGAGGCUUUCUAUGAAAAGGCUUUGAGUAUUCAAAUUACCCUCCAUUCCUAAUUUAACAAGCAUUCACCCACUUCUUGACUAGUUGCAGUUUGAGUUAAUUUAUGAGUUGAGUAUUAUAUCAUUAUUAUUGUUAUAGGGAUGGUAUACUAUAAGACCAUUACCCUUUGGUGCAAGGAGGUCGCAAUUGCUGUACCGUCAAAUGUCAAAUUCUACAGCUUGGGGUGUGUCACAAAUAUCGAAAAAUUCUCUUUUGAACUUUGAGACUAAUCAAUGGCACAUCCCUAAUUGUUGAUUUCAAAUCUGAUAUUCAAUAGCAAUUAUUACCGCUUUGUACCAAAGAUAAAUGGUGGUAUUCUAUACUUUUCCGUUGUCUUAAUAUGUUCACUAGGUUUUAUUCAUCGCUACUCUUAAGUAUAGAAGCUGGUUAUUAGGUUGCUUGAUAAGAACCAGUUAUUGUGUUUAAUUAUUAUUUUCUGUUCCAUUUACGCCCCCAUCAAAUGUGAAUUAUGUUAAAAUCUAUUAUUGUAAUAUGUCUGAUGACUCGCUUGCUGAUCG